AUGGUACCACCUUUCGAGGGCAGGCGAUGUUCACCGGCUCCGCUUCGGCAUCCUCCUUGUCCGACACAUGGACGGCUGCUUCCUCGUUCGGCCCCUUUGGCCUCUUCGGUAGAGGGGUCACAUCGAGGGCACCCUCGAUCACCCUUUUUCCGAUCACCUGAAGAUGGGCCUCCCGGAUCAGCUCGGCCUCCACCACCCUUCUCACCUGCCGUCGAUCGCCCGGCGUGCCCUCCUGUGCCGGCGCACCCUCUGCCUGGCGGGGCGGCUUCGUCUUCGGCCUCGAGGAACCGGUUUUCUUCUUCUGAGGGGCCCGCAACUAAAGCCUCCUCCUCGUCGCUUCGGUCAUUGCCCUCCCACCAGCCACUGCACAAAACAAAGUUAGCGCAUAUUCGGCAUACACCACAAUAA
Molecule: messenger RNA, 408 nt
Organism: Prunus armeniaca (apricot)
Lineage: Eukaryota; Viridiplantae; Streptophyta; Magnoliopsida; Rosales; Rosaceae
Source: the annotation of a GenBank genome assembly